AAGUGAAUAAGCAAAGCCAGGCUCCUCCUCAGUAAAUGCCCCAUGUGUAAACAGGCUUGAACUGGAGAAAUUCUCAUUUCCUAUUGGCAUUUUAAGACAUUUUGUCUGUCAUUCGGAGAGCUGUUUCUACAGGACUGUCGUGUGACUCAAAAAGUGACCCAUGGAAGUCUCAUGCGUCCCAGUCUGCUGACCUGCUGAAGAAUCAAGAUGGUGCACAACAUGGAUUGGGCAGGACAUGACAAAGAAGUGGUAAUUCCCAGCUACAAAACACUUGGGUGGAGGAAGAGGUCCAAGCCUCGCUGCUAGGCUUAAGCAUUCAGCAUAAACAACUCACUGAUUACGAUUAACAGCUGGAAUUCCCAACAUGUUGACAAUUAUCACGAUAAUUAUAUUGUGAAACAUACAACAGAGCAAGGGAAAAUAGACAAUCCUGGUCUGGUUCAUGCACUACAGCAACUAUUAGGUUUCCUCCAACACUCAGCUUAAUUUGCUGCAACUCAGCCUAUUCAAGAGUCUAUGGCAUCAGAGAUGAACCUAAUUGGGCAUCCCCACCUACCUUCAGCAGAUGGAUUUUCUCUUUCCGAAGCUCCUCAUUUAUUUGGUUUACUUCCCGAGGCAAUGACUUCCCCAGUGCAAGAUUCCGAUGUGUCACCCUAUUCACAGUACAACGCUGUGCACUUUUCUCCAGUGCAGCCUCCUGUUUCUUCGCCACCUUAUUACUCCAGCUUUGGCUUCUAUCCCCAACAGCCUGAAGAAUGGUAUUCGCCUGUAAUGUAUGAGUUCAGAAAACUACCCUCUGAUAACUUUCCCCUAAAGGAGCCAGACCUCGAGGGAAUGCCUGUAGCCAAGAAGACUCGAAUGGGUCCUUCAGGGGGGAGAACGAAAGGAGAGGAGUUGUGCGUGGUCUGUGGCGACAAGGCCUCUGGGUACCAUUAUAAUGCCCUGACUUGUGAAGGAUGCAAAGGCUUCUUCAGAAGAAGUAUCACCAAAAAUGCUACAUACAAGUGCAAAAAUGGAGGGAACUGUGAGAUGGACAUGUAUAUGAGGAGAAAGUGUCAGAAGUGCCGUCUUCAGAAGUGCAAGGAAGUAGGAAUGCUGGCGGAGUGUUUGUUAACAGAAAUACAGUGCAAGUCGAAACGGCUUAGGAAGAAUAUAUCACAGCCAGUAGAUCAGACAACUGGUGAAGAUACUGAGGGACCUGACCUGAAGCAAAUGUCAACUACAACCAAACUCUACAAGGAGAAAGUAGAACUAACCCCAGAACAGCAGAAUCUUCUUCACUAUAUCAUGGAUUCAUAUAAUAAACAGCGAAUCCCUCCCGAAGUGUCUAAAAAGCUUUUGCAAGAGGAAUUCAGCGCUGAAGAAAAUUUUCUUAUCUUAACGGAAAUGGCCACCAGUCACGUACAGGUCCUUGUGGAAUUCACCAAAAGAUUACCAGGUUUUCAGACCCUGGACCAUGAGGAUCAGAUUGCUUUGCUGAAAGGUUCAGCUGUAGAAGCCAUGUUCCUUCGGUCAGCUGAGAUCUUCAACAGGAAACUUCCUGUGGGACAUGCUGACCUCCUGGAAGAAAGAAUUCGUAACAGUGGCAUCUCAGAUGAAUAUAUAAUACCCAUGUUCAAUUUCUAUAAAAGUGUUGGGGAACUGAAGAUGAGACAAGAAGAAUAUGCUCUACUCACAGCAAUAGUUAUCUUAUCUCCAGACCGGCAAUACAUACAGGACAGAGAGUCUGUGGAAAAGCUUCAAGAGCCACUGCUAGAAGUUCUGCAAAAAUUCUGCAAGCUUUAUCACACAGAUAGUCCUCAGCACUUUGCAUGUCUCCUGGGUCGUCUUACAGAACUGCGGACUUUUAAUCACCACCAUGCAGAUAUGCUGAUGUCUUGGCGAGUGAAUGAUCACAAGUUUACACCUCUUCUUUGUGAAAUAUGGGAUGUACAGUGAUAAUGAAAAAUGGGUUUGAAUGUAAUCCUAAACACAUUUACUUGGAACCAAUGGAACUUCAUAAACAUGUGUUCAGGACAGAGUUCCUUGUUUUGCAUUUUUUAAAGCACCAAAAAAAGCACAUGUAAUAAGUGUUUCUUAUGGGAGUUAGAGGUUAUUUUCCAAGCAUUAUGUAAAAGACUUUCACAUGGGAAGAUGGAUUCAGUGCCCUGGCCUCUAAACCUCUUGGAACAAAACUGAACUCCUUCCUGCCCGAAGCAGGCAUCCUGUUAUACCUUUCGAAAUUAAACUGAUUGUAUCUCACUUUCUUCAUUUCAAAUGCCUGAGAAGAUUAUCAAGCUUGUUCAUCACAUUAUACUUAUUCUAAAUGUUUCAUUAAUAUACAAUGUUGUAGCUGUUGUAAGAAUUCAGUAAAAAUGACUCUGCCCAAACAUGUCUUGGUUUAAACGUCAAAAUACUAA
Molecule: messenger RNA, 2399 nt
Organism: Podarcis raffonei (Aeolian wall lizard)
Lineage: Eukaryota; Metazoa; Chordata; Lepidosauria; Squamata; Lacertidae
Gene: NR1H4
Product: nuclear receptor subfamily 1 group H member 4
Exons: 11
Coding region: 517-1938 (473 amino acids)
Biological process (GO): negative regulation of inflammatory response; negative regulation of transcription by RNA polymerase II; cell differentiation
Molecular function (GO): nuclear receptor activity; RNA polymerase II cis-regulatory region sequence-specific DNA binding; bile acid binding
Source: RefSeq, a predicted model, not a curated record